AUGGGAUCUUUCAAAGGUCAUGCUUUACCAGGCACAUUGUUCUUAGUGGUUGGAGUAUGGCACAUUUGGAGUUCAGUGGUUAGAUUCACAACGAAUCCAAAAUCGUUUCGGGUUAGAGUUUGGCACCCUGUUCCUGGUUUCAACGAUAGGAUCAAGUACUUGGAGCUUUACGUUGUCACUAUCGGAUCAUUCAUUGACUUGUGCAUCGAGUUCUUGUACUCUACUCAUCUCAGGUUCUUUGUCAAUGGUGUCUUGAAUCCUUCUCACAUGAACGAUUUCGAGCAUUCCGGGAUGCUUCUCAUGUUCUUCAUACUUGGAUUCAUUGCUUUGCUCUCCGAGAAAACAAGGUUACUUCCUCUGCCACAAGAAGCUCUGUGUCUAAUCGCAGCAACAGCUUUUACAGCAGAGUGCCUUCUCUUCUUCUUCCACUCCACAAGCCACAAAGGUCUUGAAGGUUAUUACCAUCUCCUCCUCGUCUUUCUCAUCGGUCUCUGCGUCAUCUCCUCAAUAGCAGGAGCAAUCUGCCCUACAAGCUUCCCAGUAGAUCUAUGCAACGGCAUUGCAAUGACUCUUCAAGGCCUCUGGUUUUAUCAGACAGCUUUCACACUCUAUGGACCUAUGAUGCCUCAAGGCUGCAGUUUGAAAGGAAACUCUGUCGUCUGCAGAUCAGCCGAUUUCGAAGUCUCUGGAGAGUUUCUUGCUAAUUUUCAGCUCUUCUCUUUGGUUCUUGCUGUUCUUGUUUAUGUUGUUGGGUCCUAUGUUUUUGCAGCUUCAAGAUAUGGAGUUAGUAGAUGA
Molecule: messenger RNA, 795 nt
Organism: Microthlaspi erraticum
Lineage: Eukaryota; Viridiplantae; Streptophyta; Magnoliopsida; Brassicales; Brassicaceae
Source: the annotation of a GenBank genome assembly